Messenger RNA from Lates calcarifer (barramundi perch), 619 nucleotides. RefSeq names its product histone H4-like. Lineage: Eukaryota; Metazoa; Chordata; Actinopteri; Centropomidae. Gene Ontology annotation, biological process: nucleosome assembly. Gene Ontology annotation, molecular function: protein heterodimerization activity; DNA binding; structural constituent of chromatin. The transcript is spliced from 2 exons. The record is from RefSeq and is a predicted model, not a curated record. Gene Ontology annotation, cellular component: nucleosome. The coding region runs from base 16 to 414 and encodes 132 amino acids.
UGCGCGUAGAGGCGCAUGUACGUCCUCAACUACGUCCGCAAAAGAGAUUCAAAUAUCGGCGCGAGCUUCUCCUGCGAUAUCAGCUUUUCUGAUCCGAACAAAAUGAGUGGUCGCGGAAAAGGAGGUAAAGGACUCGGGAAAGGAGGCGCCAAGCGUCACCGUAAAGUUCUUCGUGAUAAUAUCCAGGGAAUCACCAAACCCGCCAUCCGCCGUCUGGCUCGUCGUGGUGGUGUCAAGCGUAUCUCUGGUCUUAUCUACGAGGAGACUCGCGGUGUGCUCAAGGUGUUCCUGGAGAACGUGAUCCGUGAUGCCGUCACCUACACCGAGCACGCUAAGAGGAAGACCGUGACCGCCAUGGAUGUAGUGUACGCUCUGAAGAGACAGGGCCGCACUCUGUACGGCUUCGGAGGUUAAACCUGUUAGUUCAUCUCACAACAACCCAAAGGCUCUUUUAAGAGCCACCCACAUCAUCUAGAGAGCAAUGUUUCAUUAUUCCUACUUUACACAUACAUACUUAUUAUACUUAUGCUCUUGCAUACCUUGUAUGUUUUUGUUGAAACUGCUAUACAGUUGACUGUACCUCAAAAACUGCAAAUAUAUAAGAUGUAUCUUGAUCACA